This is a messenger RNA of Scleropages formosus (Asian bonytongue), 1282 nucleotides long. RefSeq names its product ripply transcriptional repressor 3 (gene ripply3). Bases 495 to 899 code for a protein of 134 amino acids. NCBI's taxonomy places the organism in Eukaryota, Metazoa, Chordata, Actinopteri, Osteoglossiformes, Osteoglossidae. The transcript has 4 exons. Gene Ontology annotation, biological process: embryonic pattern specification; negative regulation of transcription by RNA polymerase II. Gene Ontology annotation, cellular component: nucleus. The record is from RefSeq and is a predicted model, not a curated record.
CCGGGUUCAGCCGCGUGAUGGACAGGAAGUUAAUAUUAUAGCGUAAACGUAGCUAUGUUGUACAGCAGUAACAUACUAGCUUUUGACGAGGCUUUCCAUUAGCACACGACUAGUGCAUUGUCCUGUUUUGAAUAGUUAACCCACCUUCCUUCUGCAUGUUCUUCGUGACCAUGUCUCUUGAUGUCAAAUUUCAGAAAAUGCAGUUAAAAUGUUUAGUUUUACGCCGCAGAGUUACCUCCGUGCUCAUUAACUUCAAGGCUGUUUGACUUGUCGGUGCAGGACGGGCCGCAAAACCACGACAGGCACUUGACUGCUCAAGAUAAAUGGCAGCGUACCGGCCCCACCCCCCAGCCACUCACUCAUUCAGCGAGCCCUCCUGUUGACCCGCGCCGGCCAUCAGAUGAGGAGCCCUUCAUAAAGAGCCCUUGUCCGCCCACACCUCUUCACUGAGCCCCGCGCUGCCAGGAGGCCAGUGUGACACCCGGGACCCAACGAUGAUCCCUCACGGUACGGACACGCGGCGCGGAGCCUCCGUUCACAGCGUGCGAGCGCGUCCGCGGCGGGGCGUGGGAGCCCACGUGGACACCGGGGAGACCACCCGCCUCCCUGGCAUCUGGAGACCCUGGACCCUGACGAGCGGAGAAGACAUGAGGGGCCCAGGAAAGUGUCACUCUGGAAUGACAACAUCCUCUGACAGACAGACACCCAGAGGCACCUUGGGUUUCCAGCACCCUGUCAGGCUGUGUUUGCCCAGAUCCAAGGCACAGCAGUACUUGUCCCACUUAGGAAAGGAGGUUCUGGCUAGCUUCCCUGUCCAGGCCACACUCCACUUCUAUAACGAUGACUCAAGCUCUGAGGAUGAUGAGGAAGAAGAUGACCCAAAGACAAAAGAGGCUUAGGCUGUCGGGCCUGAAAUUUUGGAUUGCGGAGCCAAUAUGGUUACUUGGGGGUGGGGUGUGCUCCAUGUUUUGGAAACAUGGCACUGAAUGAGCUGCUACAGGAAGAAAGCCAAGGACUCCAAGAGACAAGGAUAAUCACCUUGGACACAGACAGGAAGCACAGAAGGGGACAGGUCACUGGCAUCCUGUGACCAUGCAGUGGGAUGCUGUCACUACUGGAACAGUGUAAACACACCUUUAACCUGAAUGCUGCUUAUAUUCCUUUUACAACAUCCUGCAGUCUGUGGAUCAUGUAUCGAAAACAGUGCCUUUGUGUCCCUGCGCUGCAAAGACUGAGAAAGAGCAAAAUACAUUGCACCAUGUUUAAUACGAAAAUACAUGAA